GGCUGAAUGCAGUAGCAACUUGAAUGACUCAACAACACGACAAGACGAUCGAUCAGAAUUAACAAGGAAAUCAUAUCAUGAAAGAAAUUGUAUUUUACUACGAUGUUGUUUGCCCAUUUGCCUACAUGGCGAGCAGACUCAUAGAAGGUGUUGCAAGCCGAAAUGGGGCUAAAAUUCUGUGGAAACCUGUUCUCCUAGGUGGCCUGUACAAAGGAACACAGGCACCCCAGGGUGCUGCAGGAUCUGCUUAUGAUGCUAUGAGUGGUGCAAAAGUAAAGAUAUUAGCAGAUGACUUAAAGAGGACAAGACUUCACCUUGGGAUUAAUGCUACAGCACCUUCUGAACAUCCUAUCAGGACGCUAAAUCCCAUGCGUCUUUUAGCUGCAGCAGCCCACCUAAAUGAAAAAGUGUGUGUUCCUUUAACACACAAACUUUUUGGUGCUUAUUGGGUUCAUAAUAAAGGUACAGUUCUGAUUAGAAAAUGUGAUUUGGAAAGCUCAUGUUUAAAGACCCAGGUUUGGCCAGGAUGUAUUAUGUGCUUUGCAGCACUGGAAAUNGAGCCCAGGAAGGCCAAACUGACAAUCUACCAUGACUUUUCCAGCCCCUGGAGCUACAUUGGCUCAACACAGAUCCCCAAGUUACUGUCAGAAGUUCAUCCAGUUUCAGUUGAAGUGGAAUGGGUACCAAUUGUGGUUGGUGCAUUGUUUCAGAAGAUAGGAACACCAGUGGUUCCAAUGCAAGCAAUCAGUGAAGCAAAGAGAAACUAUGGAAGAAAAGACCUUCUUGACUGGGCCAAGUAUCGUCAGGUUGAAUUCCAGUUCACUUCUCAUUUUCCACUCCGUUCUGUUCUUCCGCUGAGAGUUACUCUCGUUAACCCAGACGACCGAUUGCGACAAACCAUAUAUGAAGCUGGCUGGCGACAUGAUGGGAACAUUGGCGAUCCUCAGGUUUUAUCUUCAGUUCUCUCUGAAGCCGGCUUUGAUGGCGAGGCGUUGAUAGCAGCAACUCAAGAUCAACAAAUCAAAGAUCAGUUACGAAUAAACACUGAAAGAGCAUUCGCUGCCGGACUGUGUGGGGUUCCAAGCUAUCAAGUCAACAAUGGAUCUGUGGUGUGGGGACAAGAUAGACUGAACAUUAUUGCCGACAUGUUGUGUGGUUGGGAAGACCACUUAAAACCAACCACCAGUAACAGCAAACUUUAAAAAUAAUUCAGUCGAUAUGUUAGAGCACAGAAACAAUAUUCCAUGCCAUACUGAACACAAAUGGACGGCUUUGAUUGGCUUACACCCUUGAUGUCACACAUCUAAGAGAUCUUACCCAGAAUCACCAGCGCACCUCAAAGAAUCCAAAGAAACAUCUUUGAAGUACAUCACUACUGAAACACUGUAAUCAAAGUUCUGUUUGAAUAAUGGCCGUUGAGUGUGCUUUAUCUACUGUUGGAUAAACGAG
Orbicella faveolata is the source of this 1449-nucleotide messenger RNA. RefSeq names its product glutathione s-transferase kappa 2-like. Gene Ontology annotation, cellular component: mitochondrion; peroxisome. Gene Ontology annotation, biological process: naphthalene catabolic process; glutathione metabolic process. The record is from RefSeq and is a predicted model, not a curated record. NCBI's taxonomy places the organism in Eukaryota, Metazoa, Cnidaria, Anthozoa, Scleractinia, Merulinidae. Gene Ontology annotation, molecular function: 2-hydroxychromene-2-carboxylate isomerase activity; glutathione peroxidase activity; glutathione transferase activity.